UCUCUCCACCAAUCUGGUCUCUUUAAAGCUAAUACGUCAUCACGUCAGUGUGGGUGGUUGGUCGUCACCGUCACUGUUUGGCAACAUGGCGGCGCACAGGGUCUCUCCAUCACUGAACAGGCUGCUGUUUGCUGUAAAGUAUGCCUCAUUCCAGUCAGGAUGCUGUGCAGUGCACUGUAACGCUCAAUAUUCCACCAUCCACACCCCGAGUGAAAAGACCUUUGAUAAGAUCCUCAUUGCUAACAGAGGCGAGAUUGCUUGCAGGGUGAUGAAGACAUGUCAUAAGAUGGGCAUCCAGACUGUAGCUGUUCACAGUGAUGUAGACUCCAGUGCUGUUCAUGUGAAGAUGGCUGAUGAAGCAGUGUGUGUGGGCCCUGCUCCCACCAGUAAGAGUUACCUGAACAUGGAUGCCAUCAUGGAUGCCAUCAGAGUGACUGGAGCACAAGCUGUACAUCCUGGCUAUGGGUUUCUCUCUGAAAACAAAGAGUUUGCAAAGCGACUGGCAGCAGAGGGCGUGGCAUUCAUUGGCCCCGACACCCAUGCUAUAAUGGCAAUGGGGGAUAAAAUUGAGAGCAAGCUGAUUGCUAAGGCUGCAAACGUCAACACUAUCCCAGGUUAUGAUGGAGUCGUCAAGACUGCUGAGGAAGCUGUGAAGAUCGCACAAGACAUUGGCUACCCUGUGAUGAUCAAAGCAUCUGCAGGAGGAGGAGGGAAAGGAAUGAGGAUUGCUUGGAAUGCUGAGGAGACGAGGGAAGGUUUCCGGUUCUCGUCCCAGGAGGCAGCAUCCAGCUUUGGAGAUGACAGGCUGCUCAUUGAGAAGUUUAUAGACAACCCCAGACACAUUGAGAUACAGGUGCUGGCCGAUAAACAUGGGAAUGCUCUGUGGCUGAAUGAGAGGGAAUGCUCCAUCCAGAGGAGGAACCAGAAGGUGGUGGAAGAAGCUCCCAGUACUUUCCUGGACCCAGUGACAAGGCGGGCGAUGGGUGAGCAGGCGGUGCAGCUGGCCAAGGCUGUGCAGUACUCCUCUGCUGGCACUGUGGAGUUCCUUGUGGAUUCUCAAAAGAACUUCUACUUCCUGGAGAUGAACACACGACUACAGGUGGAGCAUCCAAUUACAGAGUGUAUUACUGGCCUGGACCUGGUGGAGCAAAUGAUCAGGGUUGCCAAAGGUUACCAACUCCAGCACAAACAGGAAGAUAUCCCAAUUAAUGGUUGGGCUAUUGAGAGUCGCGUCUACGCUGAGGAUCCUUACAAGUCUUUUGGUCUUCCUUCCAUUGGACGGCUGUCUAAAUACCAAGAGCCACUCAACCUCAGAAAUGUCCGUGUAGACAGCGGAAUCCAGGAGGGAAGUGACAUCAGCAUCUACUAUGAUCCCAUGAUCUCUAAGUUGGUUACCUAUGGAGCUACGCGAGCUGAAGCCCUUGACAGGAUGGAGGAAGCUCUGGAUAACUAUGUAAUCAGAGGUGUAACCCACAACAUUCCCCUCCUUCGGGAAAUCAUCACACACCCCCGCUUUAUCGCUGGUGACAUUAGCACCAACUUCCUGCCCGAGGUUUACCCUGAUGGCUUUAAGGGUCAUCAGCUGGACAUAGACACACGCAGGGAGCUCUUGGCCUCAGCAGCAGCCCUCUACAUCACUGCUCAGAUCCGUUCACAGAAGGUCCUGGGUGACCUGAGGGUGUCUUCCAGUCCUCUGGAAUGUAGCCGCUGGGAGCUGUGUGCGCAGCUGGAAGACGGAAGCCAUUCUGUGGGGGUUACCAAAUCAGGAAAUGUUUAUACUGUGGAGGUGGAUGGAGGAAAGGUGGAAGUAAGUGGACAGUGGAACCUGGCCUCCCCACUGCUACCACUUACCAUCAACGGCACACACAGGACGCUACAGUGUCUGUCCAGAGAUGCUUCUGGAAGGAUUCUCUUGCAGUACCUUGGCACAUCGUUUAAGGUUCGCGUUCUGUCUAAGUUGGCUGCAGAGUUUAACUCCUACAUGCCAGAAAAAGUUCCAGAAGACACCAGCAGCAUCCUGCGUUCACCGAUGCCAGGCACAGUGGUGGCUGUGUCUGUCAAGCCUGGAGAUCCGGUUGCCGAGGGUCAGGAGAUCUGUGUGAUUGAAGCAAUGAAGAUGCAGAACAGUUUGACUGCCGUCAAACAAGCAAAGGUUAAGAGUGUCCACUGUAAGCCAGGGGAGACAGUGGGCGAGGGAGACCUGCUGGUAGAGCUUGAAUAAAACUCUUAAAAAAUCUUUUGAUAUGUAACAUCAGCACCAGGAUGAGCCUUACUCCCCUCUGAAAAACCACAUUGACAAACAGACUGGACAGUAAAAGAUGCUUGAUUUAUCUUGCCAGUGGUCAGUCUCCAGAGUUGCCCCCGGUACAGUUUAGUUUCCCUGAUGGUGACUCAGAGCUGAGUACCAGUGUUUUCUCCACGUCAAACUCAAUCACGUUGCUUGUUGAGAUGCAGCUUUCCUAAAAAACAAUUCUUGGAAAUGACAAAAAAAUAUGUUUUUUGACCCCUAAAAUGUCUCUUCUUGCAAAUAGUUUUGAUUUAAAUACCAAGGUUUUAAGAUAUCUACAUAGCAAAUGUCAGCUGAUGCUUCAAUAAAAAGGACAAGGAGCUGCUGAUAAGUUUUUGAAGUAAUUUUUCCGUGAUUUGAGCACUAUAAAGAGUUCCAUUUACCUCCAUUGUAUUAGAGUGGGGGCAUAAAUCUCAGAGACGGAUGUAUUACAACCUUAUUGCAGAAAACCCAAACUAUGUGCAUUGUCCAAUACCACACAAGGCAAUUAGAAAAAACACCUGUUGUAAUUUGGUUGAACUAACAUUUUAAAAGACACACUACAUACAACCAAUAAAGUGCUCCUUCUUUUCCACAAACUGUAA
This is a messenger RNA of Etheostoma cragini (Arkansas darter), 2871 nucleotides long. It is a transcript of the gene pcca, whose product is annotated as propionyl-CoA carboxylase subunit alpha. Gene Ontology annotation, cellular component: mitochondrion. The record is from RefSeq and is a predicted model, not a curated record. Gene Ontology annotation, molecular function: propionyl-CoA carboxylase activity; ATP binding; metal ion binding. The transcript is spliced from 23 exons. The coding region runs from base 86 to 2221 and encodes 711 amino acids. NCBI's taxonomy places the organism in Eukaryota, Metazoa, Chordata, Actinopteri, Perciformes, Percidae.